AUGGACUUCAACAGCUCGUCGCCCUUCCCCGAGGGCGUCAUCUCCUUCUUGGACACCGACCUCUACAAGCUGACGAUGCAAUGCGCCGUCUUCAAGUACUUCAAGGACGUACAAGUCACUUACGCCUUCACGAACCGCACCCCCGAGAAGAAACUGUCGAGGGCCGCCUUCAACUGGCUGCAGGACCAGAUCCAAAAGCUCGGCAACAUCUCCCUCUCGGACGAGGAGUUUCGCUUCCUCAAGACCCAUUGCGAUUACCUGACCGAUGACUACGUCCGCUUCCUCAAGGACUUCCGCCUGCGCCCGCGCGAGCAGGCCGUCGCGACCUUCCACCCCGUCGGCGCCGACACCGGCGCCGAAUCCGACUCGGACAUUGGCGAGCUGCACGUCGAGAUCAAGGGCGCCUGGCUCGACACCAUCCUCUACGAGAUCCCUCUGCUCGCCCUGACCUCCGAGGCCUACUUCCGCUUCAUGGACACCGACUGGACCUACGACGGCCAGGAGGACCAGGCCUUCGCCAAGGGCAUGCGCCUGCUCGACGCCGGCUGUACCUUUUCCGAGUUCGGCACCCGCCGCCGCCGCGACUACCACACCCAAGCCCUCGUCUUCCGCGGCCUCGUCAAGGCCAGCAAGGAGGCCGAGAAGCAGGGCCUCAAGGGCAAGCUGACCGGCACCAGCAAUGUCCACCUCGCCAUGCGCUUCGGCAUCCCCCCCGUCGGCACCGUCGCCCACGAGUGGUUCAUGGGCAUCGCCGCCAUCCACGACGACUACAAGGCCGCCACCGAGCUGGCCCUGCGCUACUGGGUCGGCUGCUUCGGCGGCAAGCUCGGCAUCGCGCUGACCGACACCUUUGGUACCCAGGAGUUCCUGCGCGCCUUCAGCCAGCCCGUGCGGCCCGUCGACGGCGACGGCAACGACACCAGCUUCAAGACCCCCGACGGCAGCAGGCCGUUGACCUACGCCGAGCUGUUCCAAGGCGUGCGCCAGGAUUCUGGCGACCCGGCCGACUACGUCAAGAUGCUGCGCCAGUACUACGACAGCCAGGGCAUCAAAGACAAGAAGACCAUGGUGUUUUCCGACUCGCUCAACAUCGAGCGGUGUCUCGAGUACAAGGCCAUCUCCGAGGAGGCCGGCUUCACGCCGACCUUUGGCGUGGGCACCUUCCUGACCAACGACUUCACGCACCUCAAGACGGGCACCAAGUCGGUGCCGCUGAACAUUGUCAUCAAGCUGAGCUCCGCCAACGGACGGCCGGCGAUCAAGAUCAGCGACAACAUCGGCAAGAACACGGGCGACAAGGAGACUGUCAACAAGGUCAAGAGCCAGCUCGGCUACGUCGAGAAGGAGUGGACGGGUGGCGACGAGACGCAGCGCUGGGGCAAGGACGAGGACAAGGCAUAG
Molecule: messenger RNA, 1401 nt
Organism: Colletotrichum higginsianum IMI 349063
Lineage: Eukaryota; Fungi; Ascomycota; Sordariomycetes; Glomerellales; Glomerellaceae
Product: Nicotinate phosphoribosyltransferase
Exons: 3
Coding region: 1-1401 (466 amino acids)
Biological process (GO): NAD+ biosynthetic process
Molecular function (GO): nicotinate phosphoribosyltransferase activity
Source: RefSeq, a predicted model, not a curated record